AUGGGAGAAUUCCAAAAUUCUGAUGGAUACAAUUACUUGUUCGGCGAAGCUGAUGAAAUCACCAAGAGACUCGAGGAAUACCACAGAGAACGUGGUAGAGUACUCGAUGAUUCUCAAGUGCCUCAUGUAAACAACUCUCCUAUGGUCAAUCAUCACUAUCAAAACCAACCAACGAUCCCUACUACCCGUUACUAUAAUCCCAUCUCAUCUGAACACUACUAUCACUCUUCACAAGACAUUAUUUCUCCUUCUGUUUAUCAUCGUCAGUUUCAAAGCCAACCUAACAGUACUCGACAUGCUCUAUGCUGGAAAUGUUUGAUAUGGUGGCUAAUAUCGAUGCUAAGAGGGUUGUUCGUACCAAGACCAACGUCGAGACCAAUACAUACACCAAUACCCUUUAACUCCUAUCCUCACCAUUCACUCUCAGGCUCAGAACGCUUUGGGGAUCGACCAGACCAACAACAUUACGAUCAUCGGAUACAAGAGCGUGAAAGAGUAGACAUAGAUGGAGGAGGUGAAGCAUUAUUAACAGCGAAACAAAUUUCUCAGUUACCUACCGUCAAAUUUAAACCUUCUAUUCAAGAUAAAACGUGUAUGGCAUGCCAUUUAGAUUUUGCUAAUGGAGAUAAAAUGACGAUUUUACCCUGUACUCACAAAUAUCACAAAGAUUGCAUUUGUCGUUGGUUCAAAGACAGUAAGCUUUGCUGCGUUUGCAAAAGGGAAGUGGUCGUAUGA
Molecule: messenger RNA, 735 nt
Organism: Capsella rubella
Lineage: Eukaryota; Viridiplantae; Streptophyta; Magnoliopsida; Brassicales; Brassicaceae
Exons: 5
Coding region: 1-735 (244 amino acids)
Biological process (GO): protein ubiquitination; negative regulation of organ growth
Molecular function (GO): ubiquitin conjugating enzyme binding; ubiquitin-protein transferase activity
Source: RefSeq, a predicted model, not a curated record